AUGCAGGCAAGUGCAGAUAUUCGCACAUUAGAGCGCAAUGUCUUUAUCAAUGCCAUUACAAAGAUCAAGAGCGAGAAUAAAGGAUUCAAAUUCAUUCUCGUUGUCGAUACAAUGACAUUGCCAGCAAUUUCUGCUUUAAUCAGCACAACAGAGCUCAUUGAGCACAAUGUCAUUCUGACAGAACUUUACGAGAAGAAGCGUGAACCCUUCCCAAUGUAUCAAGCUAUUUAUUUACUUCAUCCUUGCGUUGAUAUCAAACAAUUUAUUGCUGAUUUCAGUGAUAAAACACCAUUAUACGCGGCAGCUCACCUUUUAUUCACAUACACAUGCCUUCCAUCAACAAUGAGUGCAUUAGAAUCACAUCCUGAAGUUGUCAAUCACAUUUUAACAUUUCUUGAUCUCUGGAUCCAUUAUCAGCCUACACAACCAGGUGUUUUCAUGGUACCAUCACCACGAGCCUACAAAUUCCUCUAUUCUCCAAACUCUCCCGUUGAUUUCAACGCGAUCUCCGACGAGAUCAACUACGGCCUUAUCAGCUUCUUCUUGACCAUCAAGGCCAUCCCAAGUAUCGCCUAUCCAAAAUCCAUGGAUAAAAUCAAGAGAUUCUGCACAAAAUUCAACGAUCAAUUAAUGGGCGUUACUCGCGAGCUAGAUGAUGGCGGACGAUCCCUUAACAAGGACAACACCCUUCUUCUCAUCAUUCCUCGUGGUGCCGACCCAAUUACGCCAUUACUCCACAGAUUCACCUACCAAUCCAUGAUUUACGAGAACUUCCCAGUUGAAAACGACUGUGUCUACCUUAAGGAAGGCGAUCCGAACAGCGUUGUCGCACUCAAUCCAUACGAAGACAAAAUCUUCAACGAUUACUGCUACAAACACUUCCAGAAGUUCAUCGAGAUCCGUGAUCUCUCAUCGCAAGUCACACAGACCCACAAAAUCAUUACAGAUCCAAAUAUCGACAAAACAUCUCAAAAAUAUGCGGAAGCAAUGAAGCGCUACAUCAGAGAUCAGUCGUAUGCUACAACAGUAUCCAACCACCUCGACAUUUGUAUACGUCUGGAUGAAGCAUUAACUAAGCGUUGCCUUGCAGAUAUUUCGAAAUACGAACAACAGCUUGCCGCCAAGGAGAAAGACGGCUCCAGCUACAAGCCGAACCUUUCCGACCUCCAGGACAUCAUUAUCAAGCAGGGACCAGAGCCAAUGGACAAGUUAAGAGCAUUGGCCGUUUACCAACUUUCCGGUGGAAAAAUUUCUGACACAGAAUUGGAGAGGCUUUUAGAGGCAGGAUCACUUACAACGGGCAACUGGAAAGAUGCGAUCUUGAACCUCAAAUACCUUGGAGAUGCAGCUCCAAGACAAUCCUUGAGAGAAGUAAAUCCGGUCGAAGAACCAUUUGUUACUGACAUUUACUACCCUUACGCUGCACAGGCUUGCAUGGACGCAAUCGAUGGAAAACUCGACAAGAAGUGCUUCGAAAUUCCAACACACACAGGAAGAUACACAAACGUUGUUUUGUUCUUCUUCGGAGGUGUUUCGUUCGCUGAAUUAGAGAAGGUAGAGUUGCUCAGACAGAGAAUGAAGAGCACAAAGAUCUACGUCGGUGCAACAAACACUUUGACGCCAAGACAGUUCUUGGCUCAGACAAGAGGUUUAACUUCAACUCAGUAA
This is a messenger RNA of Trichomonas vaginalis G3, 1668 nucleotides long. Its product is annotated as vesicle docking involved in exocytosis. The transcript has a single exon. Lineage: Eukaryota; Parabasalia; Trichomonadida; Trichomonadidae. Bases 1 to 1668 code for a protein of 555 amino acids. The record is from RefSeq and is a predicted model, not a curated record. Gene Ontology annotation, cellular component: plasma membrane; secretory granule. Gene Ontology annotation, molecular function: syntaxin binding. Gene Ontology annotation, biological process: vesicle-mediated transport; intracellular protein transport.